GCGAAAAUCCACGAACUAAGACAUAGCUUUCUGCUUCCAGAUUUAUAUUAUUAACCUGUAUUAUAUCUAACAAAGCAAAAAAAAUCACAAACCAAAACCAUUCCUCCAUGCUAAUAUUCAAGUUUUUUUUGGUUUCCCCAUUACUUCCUUAAAUAAAGCAACUCCAUCUCUAUAAUAUCUUUGCUUUCUGAAACUACUUUGUUAAACUGAAUCACUCUAGCAUGACCGAUUCUGCAAGGAAUAAUUUAUUCGAGGACCUUGUCGGGUCUUUUCUGUACUGCGAAGGAACAAAAUUGGUUUUUGAAUCAUUCUUCGGGAAGGCCUGUUCUUUUUCAAAUAAUGACGUUCUCUUGGCUAUCGACUUUAUAAUUACAGAUGUUUCACCGGCAGUGUUAGGCACUAACAUUGGUCAAACAAAUAUACCGUUAGUAAAGAGCGCAUGGAUUCAUUCUUGUGUACAGCAGGGAAAAAUUGUUGAUAUACGUCCAUUUUUAUGGCGUUCAUGUUUUACCUUUUUUGGCUUAGAACUCGUGUUUGAUGGCGUAUUUCCUGGAGACAUGGAAGUCAUUGAGCUCUUAGUCUCGCAGUUUCAUGGUCGAAUCGCAUCUUCCAUUUCAUCAUCAACAACCCAUUUUGUUACGUACAGUAAAGAAAGUAUUUCCUCCUAUAUGCACAAGAAGAAACAUAAUUACAAAGUGAUGAUAGUUACUCCGGAGUGGAUGUACCACUCGUUGGCCUGCUUUGAAAUACGUGAUGAAAGCAUGUAUAAAUUACCAUUGCGUGAGACCCUUCCUACUUAUGAAGAUUUGCUUAAUACACGACCAUCUUGUUUUCGCGAUUUGUCUAUAUGCUUUGGAAAGGCUGCCAGUUCUUCGGAGGAGUUUAAACUCGCAUUACUAACUCUAUGUGACAAUUUUGGUUUAUCGGUUAAAAAAAAUUGGGAGGAUGCUCAUGUAUAUAUUUGUCAUCAUCGGUAUGGGAAAGAGUAUUAUCGUGCUUUGCGCGUAAAGAAAACCGUUGCAAGUUUCUACUGGCUGUUGCGUGUAUUUCAGACUGAAACAUGGAUUCAGCCAUUAUGCAAUCCUCUUUAUCUUCCUCGAGUUUUUGGCGGCAUUAAUAAAUUAAAGGAUAUGGAAAUUAGUUGCACAGGAUUUUCUCGAAGGAAACGUGAUUUUCUAGCCUACUUGAUUUCCUGUUCUGGAGCAACUUUUCAGAAAACCUUACGAAAAUCGACUAAUAUUUUGCUGGCCCAAAACACAAGUAGUAGCAAAUAUCUUGCUGCUAUGGAUUGGGGUAUUACUGUUGUUAAUCAUGAAUGGAUUCAAGAUGCAUAUAGAGAACUUACCGUUCCCGAGGCAGAUGAGCCAAAAUAUUCUGUUCAAGAUGGGGCUGACUUUAAAAUACAACCAAUUCCUUAUUCUGUAUUCUAUGACAUGGAAACUUCUCGUCUUGAUUACUGGGGAAAUAGACCGAGCUUUUCUCCACAGAAAUUGUUACGAGAAUUGCAAGCAUCGUCUUCUCUCGUUGUUGCAAUUGUUACAGGUUACACUUCUCCGUUUUCCAAAGAUUUUCUCCAAAGGCUGAGGAAGCUUGGCAUCAUGAUCGUUGAUGAUUACCUACAAUGCACUCACCUUAUAGCACCAAAAAUCGUAAAAACCAAAAAGUUUUUGUGUGCACUUCCCUAUGCGAAAUACAUCCUUCAGUUAUCUUGGCUCUUUGCAUGUGUUGAUGCGAAUAAGAAACUUGCUGAAGAGGAUUUCGUGUUAACGGAACCUUUAGCAUACAGCAAUGUUACCAUAUCUAUGGAGGAGACACUGACUGCUAAAUCUAAUCUAAAACAUAGGUUUCUUCACGACACCGUCGUUCUAAUACUUCCAUCAGUCAUUCCUCCAAAGAAAAUCGACAUCGUGAAAGAGGUCAUUCAAGCCAACGACGGAAUUGUUACAACAGACAGAGAAACAUUCAAUUCAAUGUUCACCCACACCAGGGUAGAAAUUGUGAAGAAAACCGCUGAUCACACAAUAGCCUCGCCAAAUAUCACGUACUCUACAUAUGACAACUUCAUAGCAUCCGUUCUUAGACAGUCUUUAACGCCUGCAAGCGAUCCAUCCAAGUGAUCAUUAUUUAAUAAUAAAAACAGCUCUAAUUAGUUGCUAAAGAAAGAGUAUAAUGGGUGAUCUUUGCAAAAGAAUGAAAUUCUUAACGCUAAAAUUCAGUAGCUGUUAUGCAUUACAAAGAACAAA
Molecule: messenger RNA, 2243 nt
Organism: Schizosaccharomyces japonicus yFS275
Lineage: Eukaryota; Fungi; Ascomycota; Schizosaccharomycetes; Schizosaccharomycetales; Schizosaccharomycetaceae
Exons: 8
Coding region: 222-2117 (631 amino acids)
Source: RefSeq, a predicted model, not a curated record